Hydractinia symbiolongicarpus is the source of this 19809-nucleotide messenger RNA. RefSeq lists its product as uncharacterized. The transcript has 2 exons. Bases 513 to 1793 code for a protein of 426 amino acids. The record is from RefSeq and is a predicted model, not a curated record. NCBI's taxonomy places the organism in Eukaryota, Metazoa, Cnidaria, Hydrozoa, Anthoathecata, Hydractiniidae.
UGAACAAUCUCGUUAAGGAGUUUCUGAGCCAUUACCUUACUGCCUUUGUUUGGUGUAGUAUAGUCAGUAAACCCCAUGGCUCGCAAGCGAUUUGUACCUAACCUCCUCUGUAUCUGGGCAACGCUCCUUAAUUCACCAUGCCUUUUCGUGAUCUCUAUGCCAUCGAAAAGAAGCUGGUUUCCUUGUACCUCAAACUCGUUAUAAAAUCUCGCGAUUGGCUGCCCUAGCUCCUCACCAAGGUGUUUGUAAAGAUCGUCGACCUUUGAUUUUAAUAGCUCUUCCCUCUGCCUUGUUGUGGUGUCAGUGAGGUCGCCUCGUGCUGAGCCGGAUUGUUCCUGAUCUUGCUGGUGAUGCUCUUGCAGAGCCGCCAGGCGAUCGGGCGUUAAAUUGGCAUCAGGCUGGAGCGUACUGAAAUCCUCGUCUGAAAUUUUUUCCUCUGGCGUAAAGUCGUCUCCUUCGUAUAUUGGAUUAAUUGGCAUUUAUUUGAAACGAAUAUCAGCUAAUAAUAAAGCAUGAGUAACAUAUUCGGAACUAAGCUCGAUCCCUACGCGGAGAUUAAAACAAUGAUGGCUAUGAAAGGGAAGAAGCAGCGUGUAAAAGUAGGUCAUGUGCCUAGUAUGAUUAAUCAGAACGAGGACUUGUAUGUUGACAUCUCCAACAUGGGGCAGAACGAUGUAAUUUUUCCAUCUAGUAUCAAACUACUUUUUUAUCUGGAACUUACGGGAACAAACACGAAGCGCACUAUCGUCAGCAAUAUAGGUAAAUCCUUGGUGCAAAAUCUUCGUAUUACUUUGAAGGACAACGAGGUGCAAAAUAUUAGCGCCUACAGGGUGCUCGCUACCUACAAGGACCUAUGGUUGCCCAAGUUUGAUCGGGAAAACAACCUGAUCCUAGAGGGGAUCAAUCCCAACGACGGUACAAUCCGCGCCCUACAGGUAAAAGCGACUGAUCAUGUAGGCACGGAUGAGGAAAAAGCGAUCGUCGCAGCUUAUGGCAGCACGUUUUGCAUCCCUAUCGGUAAAAUGUUCGAACUCACGAGGGAUCUGCCGUUCUACCAGCCAGGGCUACACGAUAGGUUACAGUUUGUGAUCCAUUUUGCAUCAUAUGGUGACGUUAUAAAGGAUGCCGGUACCCCAGCUGUUGGAAGCACGGCAGCUAAACCCGCAGACAGUGCGUACAAGAUCACUAAUAUCGCACUAGAGUUUGACAAGGUUAAUAACGAGGCUCUCGCGAGCGCUAUGAUGUCACGGUAUAGUCGUUUGGCGCUACCCUAUGAAAGGGUACUCCGUAGCAAAGUUGUCACGAUAAAAAAGGCUGAUACCAGCUACAAUUUGCAAAUUGAUACUCCAGCAAAAAGUUUAAAAGGCGUCUUAUUAUUGUUCGUAGAUCCUGGAAAAGUAAAGGCUUACUCGGGUGCUAACGAGGUCUUCUACAACCCAAAGAUCGAAAAAAUCUCGAUCACUGUCGAAGGUGAGCCUAAUGAGCUCUACACGCACGCGAUGCUCCCGAAAGAUCACCUCGAACAGAUCGUAAACUUAUUCGGUAGCCACGAUUCAAAGGUGAUUGGGCAGUUCUUCACAGAGAGAUACGCCCUGUUUGUUGAUUUCCGAGCAUCACCUGAUCAUAGUCUACACGGUUCCGGAAGGCCAUUACAGAGAGUGUCAGACGGUAUAACCUUGCAUAUGACCAAGAAAGCAGACGGAACAACAGGGGAUAUUAAAUGCUACGUUUUCCUACUUCAAGAUGCUCAGCUGAACAUCUUAGAUGGGUGUUUUCACAGUGUCGAAUAUUAAACGAGAAUCCUAAAAUAAAGAUGGCAAGCAUAUUAGUACUCGCGGGUGGGGCUAUAAUCAAUGCCUUCGCGUUCUCGGGGAGCAACUAUUUGCUCAGUAAGCUGUCAGGCCAUGGUGAGGCCGUGCGUAAAAGGCACGACAAGGCGAUUGAACAACUUCAAGCAGCUCAGCAACAGUGGGUAAGAGAUCGGCAGGCAAAGAUCGAUUGGUAUAACCAUCAACGAGAGCUGAAAAGGCAAGCUGGAGAGAGCUUGAAGGAGCUCGAUGAAGCUAUGAGAGACUAUUACAUCGCAACGAUCGAGAAGGCUCCUAAGUUAUCCGACUUCUACACGCCCAGCAAACAGCAACAAGACGGCGAGCUGACGUUUAUCGUAGGAUCCUUAGCCCUCCUUGGUUUUGCAGUGUACAAGUUCGCCUAGACGGUGGGCGUAAAAUGUUUUCGAUAUGUAAUAAACAUGUCGAAACAUAUCAGAAGAAGCGAAAAAAUUGAGCAGUAUUUACUAUACCCCUGAAAAUCUCUGGAUCAGUCGCAAGGCUGUUAAAUUGCUCGCUGAGCACAGUGGACUACCUAAAAAGAAAGUCGUACACUGGCUGUCUAGACAACUCUUAUGGCUUAGACAUAUUCGAGGACCUAAAAGGAUUGAUUACCCGCAUUUUACAAUCACAAGGCCUAAUGAAAUGCACCAAUUUAAUUUGCUCUACAUGCCUCAUGAUCACCUGUAUGGCUCGAAAUACAAAUAUAUCCUCACAGGGAUCGAUGUAGCCUCGCGCUACAAGGUAGCUAGACCAUUGAGAACUAAGAAAGCCAGCGAAGUCGCUGACAUGAUCAAGGACAUUUACGCGAAGCCCGGAGGUAAAGGAGGACCUUUACGCUAUCCGAAGAUCUUCCAGUGUGACAACGGUAGUGAGUUCAAGUCAGAUGUGACGAAGCUGCUAGAGGGCAAAGGGGUCGAGAUUAAGCGCGCAACUACCAAGUACCACCAUACGUUCACAGCCUUUGUCGAGUCUUAUAACAAGGUGCUCGCUGAGAGACUGUUCAAGUCCCAGGACGCGCAAGAGUUGGUCACUGAUGAGACUAGUACCACAUGGGUGAAACAUCUGUACACUAUCGUAAAAAGCAUGAACAAUACCAAAACUGGCAUGAUCGGUAUGAAACCCAACAAGGCAAUCAAGCUAGAGGAAGUCCCACUUACGAAAGAUCGCCUGGAGCAAGAAAAACCGUUACCUGAGGACGGUCUUUACUUGUACCUGCUACAACCGGGGGAAGAGCAUGGUGAUGCUAAAAGACGUGCAACGGACGCUUGGUGGAGCAAAAAGCUGUAUAGGUUGGAUCGCAUCGAGGCGGCCGUGUCAGCGGAAGGGCGAAGCCCGUCUAGCCGUCUGUUGUACUAUCUUGCAGGUGGGCCCGAACGUAGUUUUGUGGCAGAGGAGCUCAUGCUAAUCCCAGAGGAUGUUCAAGUACCUCCUGAGCAUGUCAAGGAGUGGUAAGCUGACGAUAUUUUUGUAGCCUCGUGCUCUUGCUGAGCCGCUAGGCGAUGAAGCUACAAAAAAGUUGAGUCUCGCUAGUCUUCGAGCGCAGGCACUCCCAGGUCAUACAAAUCGUCGCGAGUAAGAUCGAUGAGUCGAAAGUGGCAUUGAUACCGUUCUAUGUGUCCUUCUUCUUCGAAUCGAUUGAACGCGUGCAUCCCGUUAGGAUUAUCGAUGACCACAAUCUCUUCACAGUUUGGAUAGUUGUCCCUAAGCCAUCUCCUUUUGGUGGAGAUUUUCCGUCUUUGAACACGUGCACAGUAGUAGGGAAGACGAUGGCACUGAUCAUCGUCUGGUGCAGUAUGCUUGCGGUAAAUCAUGAUCGCGUUGUCUUUUCGAGGAUCUUGCGCACGUGGAACAUGUCGCUGUCGUAGCCCCGUGAUUAUUUGCGCUUGUACCGCAAGUUGUCUAUCUUUUUCUUCAAGAUCUUCGUCAAGGAUCGCAAUGGCUACGUCUUUUUCAUCGAUAGCUUGACGCUGCCCUCGUACUUCAUCUUGCAGCUUUUCUAUACCUUUUUGCGCUAGCCACCUGGUAAGCUCGAUGGCUUUAGGUUUUCUACAACGGUCUGCAAUCUCAAGAGCUCCACUUAGUGUCACAAACAUAUCGUGAGGAUUAGCAUGUUUUGGUUCUUAAAAGGUUUGCUUUAAAAGCAACCCUUUUAUAUCACGACGAGGCGUUGUUUUUACGUCUCUGUAAGUCGUCGCAAUGUUACGGAUCCCUAAAAAUCUACCAAGAUCAGCACGCUUGAAGCGUGGCUGCGAGUGCUCGUCAUACAAGGUUUCGAUCGCUCCAGCAGGCACGGCGUUGCACAGGUCAAGUUGAGAAGACAUAUUUCUUAUACACGCCAAGGCUCAACUAGGGAUUUUGUGAUUCGAAAAAAGUCACAAAAUUACGAGGUCCAAUAACCAACACUAAGCUGAGGAAGCCAUGGAUAUUUUUUGCAUAACUCUUCAAUAUCCCGAGUUGUGUUUACCAGUUUGCUGUCAUCGUCAUUAUCCACUGCAUCUAUUAGUCUGGAAUGGGCUCUCAAAAGAGCCUGAUACACAGCUUUAAUUACGCUCUCAUAAUCUAUCUUUUCUUACAUGUCAAGAGUCUAACCAACAAUCUUGUAACUUUUAGGAUGCUCCAGUCUUACGUACAAGCAAGCGUGCUUGGACUUUUCUAGCUGAGCCUUGAUGUUUUCCCAGUCGCUGAUCAUGUUUGUUUCCUCGUCGACGAGUUUAAUGUCUGAUCGUUCGUGGGGGUACCACAUGAACAACUGUUUCUUCUGUCGUCUGAGGUUCUUCGGCAAGGCGGUAUACGACUGCGUUAGUAGCCAGAGACUGUGUUUGCGAUGUCUACCACUGACGGCAAGCUUAAGCAAGGGCUGUCGCUUUUUAUCCAGACUCUCGUCGGCUAUCAUAUCGUCAACGAUGAACAGCGUCUCUUCUUUCGCCAGCUUCGACGACAGUUCUUUGAUCCACUCGAACAGCUGCUCCUUGGGGUCCAUCAGAGCCACGUAGUCAUCCCUCCAUAGCGAGGAUCUCUCGAGAUAGGUCUUGUUCCAGCGUAGUGUAGGGCAAAGAAUGACAAUGUUGUCGAAAUGCUGCCUAUACUCGUUCUCAAGCAAAUCCAGGACACGCUGCGUCUUGCCACAGCUUGUCGGUCCAGUAAAGAAUGUCUAGAGUCAUAUUUAUUCUGAGUUAGACAGUUACUUCGGAGGCAUCAUGGAACGCUUAUACCACCCUUGUUUUAUCGCGUAAUCGUCGAAUAAUAUCGCUCCUGUCAUAUAUCCAGCGAGCUUCAAGCCGUCCUCCAUGUCCAUCUUGGCCCCCGGUCUAGAAACUCCCAGAGCCUUUUUCGCGCCUAGCGCCAAGACAAUAGUAUAGGAUACUAGUCUGACAGAUUCCCACAAGGAAUCGACGACUUCUUUCUGAUACUCUUUGCUGCUCAUUUAUUAUAGGUUUAUCGCAUUUUGAAAAUGUCAAUUUGGGGUUUCGAAGGCUCUCGCGUGUGCUGCUGAGACGCACGUACUCCUGCGGAGAUGGUUUCAGCAGGCUUCUUGGAACUAUUUUCUGCGCUGCCACGUAUGUAAUAGACUGCCACGCAAGCGGUAAGUACGGCAGCGAGACCUCCAGCGACAUAGAGAUAUGCACUGUCCGGGAACUUGUGAGGACUUGCGACAAGUUCCUGACCCUCUUGUGAAGUACUUUUGCCUAAGUUCUUCUGUAAGUCAGCCUUGUUCUUGCGAUUCCAUUCAGCAAGUCUCUUGCCAGCAGCAACACGACCCUCAUUCUUCUUGGUUAUGACUUGGUUAGAUUGCUCUUCACUCAUUUAUUUGUAAGGUGAGACCUUGGAAAAAGAUGAAGACAAAAAGACUUUAUCUGAGGUCUCUAGAGGGGGUGACCAGAUGGGGGACGAUUCAUCCUCCACCUACAACGAGGGAAAAGCCAUCGUUUUAAACGACCAAAGGCACGCCUGGGCUAAAAAUUUUGUAAAGGGCCUUACAAAAUUUCCUUGUAGUGACGAAUCAGUGAAUUUUUGACUUUUCUAGUUGAGCCAAGUUUUGCUCCAAAUUAUCCCAUACCUUCACCAAAGACCUACAGACCAUCGUGUAAAAUAACGAUGGUCUCUUUUCAAACCUUAUAACAGCCUGAAGGUAAUGGCGCCUGCCGCGUUUGUGGAACGAGCUAAGCAAAACCGGAAAGAGACUCAUUCCACUCUCCACAAGUACGUGGGAAAUAACGAGCCUACAUAGCCUCCCGUUCCCAUCUUCGAAUGGAUGGGUAUUAAUCAAGUCCAUAAACAACCUCACCGCGUUCCAUAUCAGAUCGUCAGUCUCUGUAAAGUAGUAUCGAUCCAGGGCGUCUAUCACUAACCUUGGGAUUGCAGAAACAGGGGCAAAUUCGUGAAAACCAGCGAAUGCCUUAGUCGUCCUGUAUUUCCCUGUCAGCACGGGUUUGCCGCCCCUGUGUUUUUCCACGCGCAUCAUGAUUUCAUGGAUAGUUUGGAUUUUGUCAGGUGUGAGACGUCCGCAGCACUGCAUCCAUUUUAGAGCGCGCAUAAAGUUUAUCAUCUGCCUUUUGAAACUUUUCGUCUUUUCGUCAAGAUGUGCGUCUUCAGGAUCCUGCAUCAGCUUCCAGGCAUCAGAUGAUGAAAAGUUGGAGUCUACCUCCCCUUCGAAUGUGUAGGUUCCGUACGCGAACAGGGCUUCCCACCCUUUUAGAAAUUCCUCUACGUAUGCGUGGUUUUUUCGCUUUCGCGAGAGUUCGGCUAGCCUUGCAGUUUUAUUUAGAACAUUUCGGUACUCGUCUUCGUCUACCAUCCAAUACUGCAUUUUCAAUUUUUUGUUAAAUAUCUGACUGCUCCCCAUCUUCUUCUUGCUGUUCAUCAUCUCGCUUUUUAUCUGUCUUGGACACAUGCUGGCAGGCAUGGUUAAAUGUAUGGGCAACAACCAAUAUUGGCGCUAGAAAUUUUCCAAAGGCAGAGUACACAAGUCCCCCCAAAUCUGCCAUGGAGUCCUUGAUAAUCGGGUCUUCCUCGAUGUCUUUUUUCAGACCCUCCGCACUAUCGAGUUGAACAACAUUACCUAUGGCCUUCGCGUACAUGUCAAUCGCAUGUGGGGAGAGUGCCUUGGCGGUCUUUUCUCCUUUCUCGUGAAUUUCAUGUUGAACGAAUUCCGCAUACGCUUUUUCGAUCACCUCAUCUGAUGCCUUGUCAGUAAAGCUUUCAGUACAUUUCUUCGGCAAGAGAUGUUGUUUGCCUUUGCGUAUAGCAUCCUUCAAGGCUUGACGUUUGUCGAUAGGUUUUUUACGAUGUUGAAAGGCUUCCGUGUCUGCAACAUCAAAUAUAUCUGUAAUCUCACUCAUCUUUAUUAGAAGCGUUCUAUAACGCAAAAAGCAGAGCACGAUCAAGACGUACGGAAGGAUUAUUGCUACAGUGAGGCUUAUAACGCGACCUACAACUCUAGCGGUACUGUGUGGAUGCCAUCAUCGAGUACCUUUCGCUUAUUAUAAAAAGCCGAGAGGCCCAGCUUCUUUUGUUCGUACGUAACCAUCCCCUGGUUGUGAACCCGAAAACCUACGUUUUUGGCCAUGUCAAUAGAGCCAUUCAACGCGUUCUUAUACCUCUCCCAUGUCAUAGCGUUAUGCUUCUUCGACAUGCCUUUACACGAGAAUUUUGUGCCCUCUUUCCCUUCAACGAAAUAGCACUUGGUUGUGUCAGCGAUCAUUCUAAAACCGAUAAAUUCCGGUUUGAAUAUCCCUCCUGUUCGACUCGAGUACUUAUCAGUGACGAGCCAGUUUUUCACGUCUUUGUCGUACUCGUCAAGCAGUUCAGGGCAAACGACAUCACGUAACGCUUCCCCAGAGAUGGCAAAAUACGCGCUGUCUGUAUCCAUGUAAAUAUAUUCAAAAUCUCGACGAUCCACGUAGUUAUCCAAAAAUUGUAAUAGAACUGAAGCAUGCGCAACAUAGAACGAGUUCCCUUUCUGUUUGGCUGUAUCUCCUGCAAUACGCUUGUCUGGGUCUUUAUCGGCUUGUCGUCGUGCAUCGGCAAUUUCUUCCGGAAACCAUGCAAAUGGCUUACCUUGUUUGUACUUGAUGAACUGGUGAAACGCUGUCACCUUCAGGCCCUGGUCAAGGUACUCCUCGAGCAAGGUUGUGAGCAACAAGAUCUUUUCAGCUUUCAUCAACCCUAGAAGCUUACGUGUGCCUGAAAUACGUUUGCGCCCUGUUGCUUUUAGGUACUCGUGCAUGUGCUCAGGGAUUUGAUCGUCGGGUAUCUCCUUGACCACAAAUAGCGGAGCCAUCUCGCUAAAUUUGUCAUGCAGUUCCAGAGGGACCUCGAUGUCGACCGGCGCAAAACCGAAUCAGCUGCCGCUCUGCACCCCUUCUGUUAACAGUCUGAUGUUGUGCUCAGCCGUGGGUGGGUUGAUCUUGAUCAGCUUCUCCUUUCCACAAGGAAAGUAGUUCAACAACGUACUCGGGUACAGCAUGUUCGCGUCGUACCCUAGAAUGGUCUUGCACAUUUUAGCGUCCUCGUAUACGUGAGAUCUGAUACCCGUCACGUCUCUCUCGUGGUACCUACAGAACACGAUGGCAGGCCCUCCCACCAUGCCCGUUUGAAGCAGUUCAUACGCCUCAUUCUUCGUGCACUCAGUGCAAGCCUUUUGCACCUUUUUGCACGCCUUGCAACUCUUUCCCUUGCACGGUUUGCUUUCACACUUGUGUUUGCAAGGCUCUCCUGGAGCGUAGAGCUCUAGCUUUGGGUUCAGUCGUAGAGACUUGUUCAAGACGUAGCGCAUCGAUACACCUGGAAUGCUUACCGCGUCUUUUAAAAUAUCUAUCUCGUCGUCGUAGUACUGCAGCCUUGUCUUGUCCACGGCUUCGAUGAAGGGUUCCACAUCGGCUAAAUUGUACUCACGCAACCAGUCCAUCAUGGUGACGCAGCCUCGCUUGUAAAACUCUGCACGGAAUGUUUCGUACCCAUCAAGAGAGAGGGCGUUUUUCCCACUAAGACUGCUAUAGAAGUGUUCGUACGCCACGGGUCCGACGUGGGUUAGCUUGUCAUAGCUCGUCAGCCACUCGUAUGGGAACACCAGCUUUUCGAGCUUGCAAUCCAGAGACUUGCACCAUCGGUCGUAGCUCAGACCAGGAGCGAGAAAAUUUUUGAUAUCGAGAAAUUUGAACCUCGAGGUCGUGAGGAACAUGUAGUCGUUGUCUUUCUUAGCCACGUUGAUCUUUUCGCUAUCGUCUCUGACAAUUUGAUCGACAAAGUACCGCUUGAUCAUGUUCAGGUCAUACUUGCCACUGUUGAAGCCGAUCACGGCCACUUGGUUUACCCACUCGUUCCAUGCCUUCUGAGUCUUGUCUGGAAGCAUGUCAAAAUCAUCAGGUCUCGGGUACAUUCUCUCCACCUCUUUCACGAUGAUGGCGUGUCUCUUUUCGAGCUGCUCCACAAAUCGUUCAACCAAGAUCUUGGGAUCAUCGUGCUCCAAGAACGUUGGAUCCCAGUUCAGACUAUCGUGAAUGGCGACGCUGGCCGGUACAUGCUCCGAGAUGUAUGUUAGAUCGGAUGUUUGCCACUGAUUUAGAGGGAGCAUGAGGGCCUCGAAAUCAAACACGAUGUAGUGAGGGUAGGGUCGAAAUUUUUUCUUGAAGUACCUCUUAGCUUUGGGUGGGCUCUCACACUCCCACACUGUCAGUUUGUAGCCAAGUUUUCGGAUGCCUUCCUCCUUAGACUUGGUGGCCGUAUAUCGAUAUUUAUUCGUGUUUGUUCCUUGGCAGGGGCAUCCGUGCCACUUACAGCCGUGGUACUCAUAGACUGUCCUGGUCUGAGGUUCAUAGCCGUCUACAAGGUAGACCUCAUUUUCUUUCUCCCCGUAGCGAAUCACGCGUUCUCCUCCAUGCCCACAGAGUGCGUGAUGGAUGUGUCUUCCAGUUUCCCUCGACAUGUGCUCGAGCCAUUUACAAGCGUCAUAGCUGAAGCCCUCACCGCAAAAGACCUUCUCUGACUUGCUAGGCAUGCGCUUGACCUUCUCGCCUUUGCAGAUGAUAGUCGGCUUUCUUCCCUCGCACUCGUUCUUUUUGUGCCUUGUUAGGUUUUCAACUCUGGUGAAUCGCUGUUUGCAGGCUUCGCAUUCCCAAUGUUGCGUUAAAACCAACAUACCAAGGUUUAUCGUGUCUAAAUCUUUUUUGUAUUGAUUCUAACCGUACACGAGUCUCCAGGGUGCCUUUUCAGAGUUUGAUAGGGGCUCAAAAGCUCUGAUGUUAAUCUUGAAACGCUUCGCUAUGCCCUCAAAGUCAACGAGCUUCGUAGCACGUACUUCUUCCCGCUUUAGUUUGGGAUUCUCGUAGUACUCACGUGCUAGUGCGAGAGCUGGUCUCGUGACACGUUUCUCGCGCUGCUGUCUUUCUUCACGGUAGUGUACGGCAAGACAUCUCCAGACACACAAAUUGUCGGUUCUCUCAUCCUCCUUGUCAAAGCUGUAGAUGCACCUCUUCUUUCGCAACCAGUCUGGUAAAGGUCCACAGCCUAACAAAGGCUCCCUUGUGGAGAUGAUCUUGAUCUGCACAUGCUGGAAGACUAUUUUCCCUUCGUACGAUCCUGGGGUCUCGAUUGUUCUUUCUGGUGGCAGGUACGCCUUCCCCCAAAACUCAUGAUCUCCUAGAUCUAAUCGCUGCAUUUCGCAUUUUUCGAUAAAGGCUUCGAUGUCAGCUAGGCUCGUAAGCGAUCCUUCGCUUCCCUUGGUCUUGUGAUACGGAGCCGUGCCACCUCCUGCUUCGUAGAUGGUGCAAGCAAAACUGUAGACUACCUUGACUCUCAUGUCUAUGUAGGGCGUAAUUUUUCGCAUGAUGGCCUCCGUCAGUGGCUGAUUAAGGUUCUUGUUGAACCGCCAUGUCUUGACACGAUUUCCGUCUUCCAACAUUCUGUGUGUCAUUUUCGUCAAAAAUGUGCUGAAUGUCUUCGACGCCUUCGGAUCGGUUUUUCUCUUGUGGGAACAUGUGCUUGAUGUCUUCGACUCCGCUGUAUUCGUCUUGUAUGUCUCCAGCAUCGUAAAAGUCCUCUUGCGCCUCGGCUUCGAUUUCAUCGUGCAGCGUCGUCCUUCCAGCAUUUUGCUCCUUCGCCCUACCCGCCUUUUCCAUGCUUGGCCGCAUGGAAAAGGCGGGUCUCUGUGUCUUAUUGCAAAAGUUGGAAAACGCAAACGUCAAAAUUAAGUUAGUAGCAACAGAUCGUCAUAUUCAAAUUCGCGCAUUCAUGAAAAGGAAAAACCAGAAAUUAACCAUCAGCUUGGAUUAAGGCUAUAAUAAACCACCUUUGGUGGUGUUGUGCUACUUGCGAAGGAGAUGAGCAACUUUUUAAGGAAUAAUGGCUCAGUAUUUUCUAUCGUAUAUUGUGACUCAUUACAAGGUAGUAAAAAAUUUCGCAAACUUUUCACUUAGUCGCUUCCACGGUUUAUGUUUUUCCUGAACGUUAUGAUGUCAUAUGUUUUAUUCGCUUCCAGCCUCUUCAAUUUUACGUGACCACAACAGAUUUCUUGAGAACACGGAUUUUAUAAAUAUUGAUAUAAAGGUAGUUUAUAUUUGUUUUUUUGAAUAUAUUUUUGUCCGUAAUUUCAACUGUGAGAUUUUUUCAAAAUCAGUUUUUUUUAACUUGAGUUCCACUUUAAGAUCCAUCCGUUCUAGCUUUCACUGUCCGUCUUAUAGAGCUUUAGGGAGAUUUCACUGUACCUUAAGUGAAGAAAUUGUUUGCAGAAAAAAAGAUUGCAAGACUUAAGUUUGUGAAUAGGUUCUUCAGAAUUGCGCAAAAUGAGCACAUUUAAUAAAAGAUUGCGAACAAGUAACCUAAGUUAAUUUUACACUGAUUUUACAUGAAAAUUGCAAGCCGGAAUAAAGGUAAAAUGCGAAAAAAAAGUUUUCAAAUAUCCGUUCUUGUUGUUAGUUUGGAAACAUUAAUUAAUUCCGUACUCUUUUGCACGAAAUGAACUUUGCUACCGAAAAAUCUCUAUAUUUAGCAGACAGGGAAGAAAAUACAAAUGUUUUACUUACCCAAUUAUCCUCCUCCAUCCACUUUAUUUUAAGUUUUUUCUCUCCGCCCUUAAUUAACUUGAAUUGACUAUUGGUUACCUAAUUCGUAGGCAGGAAAUGACUGUUCAAAUAGCUGACACCUCUAAUUAGCGGACAAAAACUGAUUGGUGCCCGCUAUUUAGACUCGGUGUGCGCUAUGUGGUCGCUGUAUAGAAGUUCCUUCCAAAUUGGCUUAUAUUGUUUUAAAAGCUUUCCCUUGGGUGUUAGGGUAUAGUGGGAUCGACCUUAAAGUGUGUCAAGAGGCUGAUUUUGGAUGAAGAAGGAACCUGAAGACAAUAUUUAUAGUAAAUAUGCUGUCUUUCAUUCAAAAAAGUAAAACAGACUCGAGACCUCACAACUUGAGAUUUUGCGCAGACAAUUUAAUAUUUUGAAAUUGUAACAUAUUGUUUUAAGGAAAAUAUAGACAGACAUCUUACAAGAAUUUUUUUAUAUGACCCAUUGUAUAUUGUAGUGUAGAGGUAAGUUUUAGGGGGUAAUAUAUAUUGGAACCUUGAAACAACGUCCGCUAGGGAGAGGUGUCCACUAAAAACUGGCCGCUACAUAUAUGUUUUAUUACGAGAGUUUGACCGUCAUUUCAUCCGUUCUUGGAAAAAGUGUCUGUACAAAGGUGUCCGAUAAAGGUUGUCCGCUAUAAGGAGGUUCCACUGUAAACAUAAGUUCAGUAUUAACUGCACCAUUGGCCAGCAAAUUAUUUAACAGGUGGAAAUUAUAUUAUUGCUAAAAAAUUUUUCGAAUAUUUCUGAUUUGUGACAAAAGCAGUAUUAGGAAAGGAUUUCUUAAUGAUACAUCUGAUUGGGAUUUUAUUCGGAUUGCUUUAGAUUUUCUUAGCUGUUUAAGAUAGAUUCUGGAGUUUCCUUUCAUUUUUUGCAGGAUCUUCUUUAACGAGAGCAAAUUUUGCGAAGACUUAUUUUCGCCUCACGUGUUUUCUCGUGAUAUCGCAAAGACUCACUUCUACAUAAAGAAAAGAAGUUUAUAAUAUACACAGUCUACUCUCGAUAAGUGUAACCUCCAAGGGACCGAAGAAAAGUUUCACUUUUGACAAGGUCUAAAAAUUAAGCCACGGUUUUUUUAUGUGCAAAAGUAUAAGAACUACGCGGCGAAAAUUCAAAUUCGAAUCGAAUGUUUUGAUUGAAGUAUAUUUCAACUUUUUAAAAUCAUUUUAUUAUGAAAAUAAUUAUAUAGAAGGUCAAAUGGAUAUGGAAAUUACACAGAAUGGGCUUCAAAUAGUUUUACAUAAAGCAUUUGAAUUCACAUCUUAUGUUAUGGGAUAUCAUGAAUAUAAAGAUUUCUGGACACUAGUGAAGAGUGAAAUGUUGAAGGCGGUUAUGGAGCCAAAAAACAAAACAGACAAAUUUGCUGUUUCAGUAAUGAAAAAGGCUGUUUGGUCGGACAUUUACCAAAAGAAAAAACAGGAAGAUUUGCAAAAAUGAUUUUCUACUUUCUUCGAGCCUGUGACUCAAAUACUUGCUCCGUCGAAAUUGUUGGAAAAGCCAUCAAUUAAGGAGAUGGAAAAGGAAUGAAAGUGCCUUGUAAGUUACAUUUUCCGGCUGAAGAUAGUUUUAUAAACGUUUUGAAAGAACAACUUCAAAAGUCUCUAUAAAUAUACAAUAAUUAUAUAUGUAAUAUAAAUAUAUUUAGUUACCUGAACAGUUUUGAAACUGACAUUGAAUCGUUUUUUUCCAUUGACUCACCCGUCCAUCAAAACAUGAAAGUCAUUGAGAUCUCAUGAUUUUGCAAACUCUAGAGCUUUUUCUUUGAAUAUACUACAGCUGAUAGGAAUAUUGUUGUGUCUUGCAGUUUUCAGCCAUUUAUAAACGGCAAAGUACAACGAGAGUAGACUGUAGUGUUACGAAAAUGACACCAGGAAAAAAUGAUUAAUUAUUUCCGACUUUCACGAAUUUUACGAAUUUCGUGAAUAGUAGAAGUUUUUGUAAAUAUUUCGCGGAUAUCUAUUUUCGCAAACCGUGCCUGUUGUCAUUCCUGAAUUUAAAUUCGCGAAAACUGGGAAAAGUCACGAAAUUCGCAAAAUAUAAUCUCGUGAUUACUUAAUCUUGUCUUGUUUUCCAAAUUUCUUCUCGCUAAAACCGACACUUUUUUACAUUUCUGCAUUAACAUUGACUUCUUUGUUUAUUAAUGCGUGCCAUGUAGCUCUCAAUUUGAUUGCUGCACACCUAAGAAAAAAAGAACAGAAUGUUAUUGACAGAAAAAACGUGGGGAAUAGUCAUAACGUUUUCGAUCACAAAUAAUUCUGGGUAAUUGAAGUUAUACUUGAUGACUAAAAUAUAAAAAAAAAGAAAAUCUUACCAGCGUAAACUUUUACUUUAAAUUACUGAUUAGGUGGCCAGUGACCAAUUUUCGCGUAAAGGUUUUUUUUUUAAUUCUUUUUACUUCAUUUUGUGACAGUAAAUUUUCGCGACUCAGAUGUUUACAAUUUUUUGGCUGGAAUUAAAUCUAAUGAUAAAAUAUUGGUAGCAAGCGAAAGGCAACGGAGAGGUGAAAUGUAAUAACUACUGUAAUUCUUCGAAUAAACGUCUUAAAUAAAAAUAAAUGCAGAAGGCCAAAAAUCCCUAAAUCCUUCUGAAUGGAAUUGAAAAAUGCAGCGACAUAACUAGCGACAUAACUAGCGACAACAGUUAUAACUAUCAGCAUAACUCGCGGCGACGGUAAUCACUAGCGGCAUAACCAGCGGCGACAGUUACGAAUCGAAAUACAAAUGUUACAUACAUUUGCCUAACCUUCCUGAAUUUUAUCCUGGCCAGUUGCUUAGCGGUUUUUGACACAAAUCUCAGCCCUACCCCUUAGCAACUCGGCUGGUUAUAAAAGACAAACGUGUAAUUUCAGACAUUUUUUAAUUGGUCAUACUUCAGGAUUCGUUUACUCUGGAUCCGUUUCUGUAUUAGUUUUCGACAAAAAAAAACAACACAAAAUCAACUUAAAAAACAAAAAAUUCAGCACAGCUACUUUUUUAAAAAAACGCCUACAUUUUAGAUGAUGCUUGAUGGAUGUGCGCAUAUUUUCAACACUUUUCUAAAAAUAAGGAUAUAUGUGAGCAGAUUUUUUGGGUCUGCUAAGUUAUUCAAAACUGUACCACUAAGGUUGUCGCAAAUACUUAACAACAAGUCAUGCUAGCUGUAAGAUACCAUACGAAACACAAAAGUGCCCACUAUGUCCGUGUGAAACUUAUCUAUCAACGCAUCACCGUCUGCAACCUUGAAAUAGUCCGUUUAAUUAUAGUUCCUUGCGAAUAAUAUAUUGUUUAUAUGUUAAGGAAAACACAAAGAAUAAGGAAGAACAGUGCAAAGGUGCUAUACAACUCAAGUUUGGGUUGUCUAAUAAAGUAAUUUUCCAUUUUACAAGCAGAAUAUUGCAUUGGUACUUCUUUUCCAGUUCCCUUCCUUAACUCUAAAAAUUGGAGCUUACUUGCUACAGAUUCUUUGCGACAUUUCUGGGACCGCUUCAUUUUAAAAUGACGACAAGUAUAAGAAAGUUUAAUUUUUCUACUACAUUUUUGGCCAGUUUUCUGGGACCGCUAAGUUUUUUAAAACUGUGCCACUAAGAUUGUCACAAAUACUUAACACCUAGUUUUGCUUGUCGUAACAUAUCUUACGAAACACGAAACUGCCAACUACGUCCGUGUGAUUAUUAUCUGUCAACGCAUAACUACAUGCAAACUUAAAAUAGUCCGUUAUAUAUAGCUCUUUGCGAAUAAUAUUUUGUCUUUCUUUUAUGUAAAGGAUAACAAAGAACAAAGAUGCUGUACCACUCAAGCCUGAGUUGUCUAACAAAGUAAUUUUACAAUUAGCGCAUUUCCACUCCCUAACUCUAAAAAUUGGAGCUUGCUUGCUACAUAUUUUUUGCAACAUUUCUGGGACCGCUUUAAUUCAAAAUGAUGACUAGUAGGAUAACGUUUAAUUUUUCUACUACGCUUUUCGGGAGUUUUCUGGGACCGCUAAGUUAUUCAAAUUUGGACCAAUAAGGUUGUGGCAACUACUUAACAACAAGUCAUGCUUUUUGUACGAUACCUUAAGAAACACAAAAGUGCCCGCUAUGUCUGUAUGAUAAUUAUCUAUCAACGCAUUACCGUAUGCAACCUUAAAAUAAACCAUUACAUAUAGUUCCUUGCAAAUAAUAUUUUGUUUUCCUGUUAAGGAACAUACAAAGGAUAACGGAGAGCAGUGCAAAGACUCUGUACAACUCAAGCGUGAGUUGUCUAACAAAGUAGUUUUACAUUUUAUAAGUAGAACGUUGCAUAUGAAUUACCUUUAUCGCAUCUCCACUCCCUAACUCUCUAAAAAUUGGAGCGUGCUUGCUAUAGAUUUUUUUGCAACAUUUCUGCGACCGCUUUAAUUCAAAAUGACGACUAGUAGGAUAACAUUUCAUUUUUCUACUACAUUUUUGGCAGUUUACUGCGACCGCUAAGUUUUUUAAAACUGUGCUACUAAGAUUGUCGCAAAUACUUAACACCUGGUUAUGCUUGUCGUAAGAUAUCUUAAGAAACACGAAACUGCCAACUACGUCCGUGUGAUUAUUAUCUGUCAACGCAUUACUGUCUCCUACCUUAAAAUAGUCCGUUAUAUAUAGUCCCUUGCAAAUAAUGUUUUGUUUUUAUGUGAAGGAAAAUGCAAAAAAUGACAAAGAACAAUAUAAAGAUGCUGUACCACCCAAGCGUGAGUUGUCUAACAAAGUAAUUUUACAAUUUACAAGUAGAACAUUGCAUAUGCAUUACCUUUAGCGCAUCUCCACUCCCUAACCCUAAAAAUUGGAGCUUGCUUGCUACAUAUUUUUUGCAACAUUUCUGGGACCGCUUUAAUUCAAAAUGAUGACUAGUAGGAUAACGUUUAAUUUUUCUACUACGCUUUUCGGCAGUUUUCUGGGACCGCUAAGUUUUUUAAAAGCGGUUUUUCUACUACGCUUUUCGGCAGUUUUCUGGGACCGCUAAGUUUUUUAAAAGCGGUAGCACCAAGGUUGUUGCAAAUACUUAACACCAAGUCAUGUUCGAUACCUAACGAAACUUAAAACUGCCCAUUACGUCCGUGUAAUAAUUAUAUUUUAACGCAUAACCUUUUGCAACUUUUUAAUAGUCCCUUACAUACAGUUUCUUUCAAAUAACAUUUUUCUUUCAUGUUAUGCAAAGGAUAAGUCUAAUAAGGUAAUUUUACAUCUUACAAGUAAAAUAUUGCAUGAGUAUUUUUUCCAGUUCCAUUCCCUAACGGCGAACUAGUAAAAGUUUCUUAAAUUCUGAUUUGUCAUGUUACUAUAAAAAAUUGCCUUUUUGCCUAUUAUGAUCUAAAAUGAUGUGUUUCCUGUUAACAUCGUCAGAAUAAUCAACUCGAUAUUCGCCCAAUUUCUUGUUGGUAGUUAUGGGUGAAAAAGACUCUAACUUAAAAAGUUUUAUUUUUACUAGUAAAAGUUUCUUAAUUUUUUGAAAGACAACUAAUCAGUUUCUUACAUGGUAGUUUUUUAUAAGAAAAAAACCCGUGUGUUUCCACUUUCGGUACUAAGAUUUUUAAAAAGCAGUACCAAAAUUUUAUUUAUUGAAAUGUAAGAUUAAAUUGGAAAAAUUAAUGUAAACAAAAAAUCUAACAUUAGUGACUAUUAAUUUUAACCAACUAACCUUUACGCCCAAUAAGGUUCAAAAUCGUUGCACUUUUGAAUCUUUCGCAUGAGGCAGUUUCUACGUUGUUUACUAUGGUUGUACUUUUAAUAAAUUAGCACUAUUCUGUGGGGGCAAAAAAGUCCAUGUGAAUUUUUUUAAUUUUUUCAUAACUUCUAAUCAUUAUCGUUUUGGGGAUUGAAACUUAGUAACUUUUUAUCAUUGAUAGUUAAUGCCGAAAAAAUAUGGAUAAAAUUUUGUUUAUCAUUAUCCUAACAAUUCCAAAGUCAUUAGUCAGGCAAAGAAAUAAAUGUAGAUAUUUUAGCCUUUAUAUCAAGAAAUUUCACACAUCCAGAUCGUUUGCACGGCUUUUUAUUAUCUUAUCCCAAAAUUUAUUUUUCACCGUUUUAGCCUUCCUUCAGGUUCGGAAAUAUAUGAUGACGUCGCUUUUGAUCAAAUGACGUCAUUCAAUUCCUUUAAAUACAAUUCUCCUCCAACAUAAAAUUGUGCCAGUCACUUUUGGAGAAGGGCUAGCAAGUUCGUCCUAAAUAUAACAUGAUAAGGGCUAUUCUUGAUUGUAAUUGCGAGAUAACAAAUGAACGCGAAGAGGCAAUAUUACUAGUAAUUUGGUGAAAUUGGACAACCCCUUGCUGGCAAUUUCCCAUAUCUAUUACGCCACUGGAAAUGACAACGACAUUUUAAAUCACGAUAUCUUCGUCGUACUAAACUAAGGGAGCGUUACACGGAAAUAUAAACCUCUUUUAAUUAAUUUUCUCGUAAAAUUCAAAAAAAGGAUAACAAGGCAAGAUUUAAAAUUUCUUUAAAUAUGAUUUAUACAGUCACUACUAUGUUAAACAUAUCACAGACAUCCAACAUCUCCUAAAAUUCCUAUAAUAGGGAAAGAAUAGGCCAACUCCCUAAAUCCUUUUAAAAUUGCCAUUUUUACCCAAAUUCGCUCUAAUAAGUUUCGCAUUUUUUAAUUCCCCAAGCUUUUAUUCUCGCACUUUCUUAUUUGUUUAAGGUACUUGUAAAAGAAAACUUGAACUUGAAGUCCAAGAACUUAAGAAACGAAAAAUUGUAGAAAAUGAUUGUCAAAAAUUCCUUCGUAAUUUGUGCUUGGCACAGAAAGAAAAGCUAUCGAACGGUACCAAACAGAAACCGUCUACAAUCCUUGCCAGAAUAUGUGGGCGCAAGACUUCAAUUUUCGAAGUUCGUCGGCACAAGUAAUGAUUAAGGCUAUUUCUAUAUGAUUCGUGUAAUAUUAACUUGUGAAAGUUCCCUGACUAAUGUUUACAGCAGACAUAGGACAAACAUCGGAUCUAACGUUAUUUGGUUAAAUCUACAGUUGACUCUCUCUAUCUCGAACUCGCAAGGGACCAGAAAAUUUGUUCGAGAUAGAGAAAGUUCGAGAUAGAGAAAAAUUGACAAAAAUUGGAUUUUUUCGUAAAAAACGUAUUUUUAACCUUCAGUGUAUCGGGAGUUGAUAGAGGUCAAUGAGAGAUGUUAAAAUGUUAAUAUUCAAUGCACAAGACUUCUUUUAAAAUAAAUACAUAAAAUAAAUUUACAGCUUCAUUUAAAGAAAUCGGUUAUGUCUUUUUGUUUAAGUGAUGCCACUCUGUCUUCAUUAUACAUUUUUUCGAAUUUGGAGAUAAGCAUUUGCAUUUCAUUGCCUUUUUCGCAACACAUUGUUAGAUCUUUCAAAAGAUCAAUACUACACUCGACUUUUGAUCUUGAUGGUUUUUCGACAACUAUAUCAAAUGAAUCAUCCUCCAUGUCACUGCCAUCGUCUUCAGCUUCGUCGUCCUGAGAUUUCCGAAAUUCAUCAAUGAUGAGUGCCUUUUCUUUUAUCAAAUUGCCAUCGAUCGGAAUGUUUUGGCUUCUUUGAACAGUAAACCAUUUGAAAACAGCCUUGUCUAUCUGCUCAUAAUCACAGCCUCAAACCCUUUUCGAACCAGACGCGGUUUUUUGUUCUUCCAAGCUUUGUAGGAUCUUAUGUUUUUUUUUCAUCCAAGUUGAAAUUGUAUUUUUGGGGAUCCCGUAUUUUUCUGCUGCCUUCUUGUUUGACAUUCCUUUCUCGAUUUCCCGAAUUAUUUGACAUUUUUGAAUUAAAGAAACGUUAUUGAGUUUUCUUUUUAAAGCCGACAUCUUCACCUCAAGAAGGUUUCUGGUUCAAAACACUGUAAACAAUGUUUUGUGAGUGACUUUAGAAUUCGAACGUCAAACAUUUUCGUUCGAAAAUGGAACAUUUUAAUUCGAUUUUUAGUGUAAAUAGGUUCUUAAAUCCGGAAAAGUUCGAGAUAGAGAGAGAAACAGUCAGACGGGACCGAGA